Sinocyclocheilus grahami is the source of this 2356-nucleotide messenger RNA. RefSeq names its product serine/threonine-protein kinase H2. The record is from RefSeq and is a predicted model, not a curated record. Bases 975 to 2303 code for a protein of 442 amino acids. Gene Ontology annotation, biological process: protein phosphorylation. NCBI's taxonomy places the organism in Eukaryota, Metazoa, Chordata, Actinopteri, Cypriniformes, Cyprinidae. The transcript is spliced from 5 exons. Gene Ontology annotation, molecular function: ATP binding; protein kinase activity.
UUCAGCACAUUUUUGUUUACUUUUAUUUGAUAAACUGUUGGCUCACUUCUUGUCCAAAAUCUCGAUCCUGAAAUAUAAUCCAGAACUGCCACAGAGCAUGAUUGAUAAACGGAUGGAUGCCUCGUGCUGGUUAUCUGCCUGCAGUGCUCCUCAUCUGAUAGUCCUGCUCCUCUCCACACCUCCUGCUGCUCCGCCCGAGGCCAACACCAGCAGAAACCAAUUAGCAGACACAUCCAUUAAUUGCGCAUCGGAGAGCCGUGCAUCUCCUCGGCUUCAUAAAGUGAGGGAAGCAGGCAGCGCAAUCCGUCAUUUUAAUCAAGUUUUUACCGACUGGUGCGACGUUCAUGAUUCGCUCAAUCAAGGCGUCACGGGCUAUUUGUCCGCUGACCUCUUCUGACCCCACCUCCCUCUGCUCCUGUUCCUCCGACGGACUGUCCGCUGGAAAAUGAGAGUAUUCAUCAGGCUCUCCCGAGAGAAACAGGCCAUUGCUGUGACGGAGGAGUCUCUGCUGCAGCCGGCCCCACUCCUCACGCUGAUUAGUUUAGUUUUCACGCCGCAGGGCCACAUCCCAGCUCCUUAUUGCAGAAGCAGCUCAGCAGGAUGACCAGAAAAAACACAGCUUCACCAGAUCCUUGCGGAAAGAACGAAAACUAGGCAAAUGGAUGCGAAGAACAGGGAUUCAGAAGACAAAAGGAUGCCCACAAACAGCAUUUACAAAGGCAAUGAUGGUGUUGUUAAAAGACCCCUGAAAUAGCCGUGGAUCAAACAGCCGUCACUCAGGUGUGAGUUGUUGCACUUGUGCUGAAAAUGCAGCAGUCGUGUGCAGGUGUGCAACAGCUGCUCUUCAAACCAGCUCAAAGCCAUGCGUCCAUUAGGAGGAUAUGUGAAGGUUUAUUCACUUAGGCAAGUGUCAGCCCAUCUAACAGCAUCUGGAUGGAUUAUUUCCACGCAUCUCACCCUGUAAAGUGUUUAUAAUGGGAAGUAGUUCUGGCAAAGUGUUGCCUGAGCCCUCUAAAAAUGGAUAUUUUUGCCUUCUCAAUUCUGUUGUGAACUUCAAGAAACAAGAGACUGACAGGGAAAAGUGUAAAGAGAAACAACAAGCUUGGCUUUGGAGGAGAAGAAGUGACAGAAGGCCUUCCCGAGGAGGAAUAUCAGAAGGAGUCAAAGAAUCGGUUCAUCUGGAGGAGUGGAUGACGAAUCCUAAUGCAACGUUUCGUGCAAAGUUUGAUCCACGCGUCACAGCGAGGUAUGACAUCAAGGCUCUGAUCGGCUGCGGCAGCUUCAGCCGCGUGGUUCGUGCUGAGCACAGACGCACACGCCAACCCUUCGCCAUAAAACUUCUGGAGGUCAAAGGUCGUGAGGGUCACGAGGCCUGUCAAGCAGAGCUCGGGGUCCUGCGACGGGUGAACCACAACAACGUCAUCCGCCUGGCCGAGGUGUUCGAGACGCAGCAUUGCGUCUAUCUGGUUCUGGAGCUGGCCACGGGAGGAGAGCUCCUGGAGCGCGUGGUCGCCCGAGGAACCUUCAGAGAACGGGACGCCACCAAGGCCUUGAUGAUGGUGUCCAGCGGGCUGCGCUAUCUACACACGCUGGGCGUCAUCCACAGGGACCUCAAACCCGAAAACCUACUGUACUACCAUCCGGGACAGGACUCGCGAUUAAUCAUAACAGACUUUGGACUCGCUUGCUGGGAGAACAAGACGACGGUUUCAUAUCAAAGCAGAGAAGAUACAGCUGUUAUGACUCGGGAUGCACAUUUUGACUCUGUAGAUGUUGAGAAGAGCUGUCAGGCUAAAGAUUGGGCUGUGAGGACACUCUGCGGCACGCCGGAGUACCUGGCCCCUGAGAUGCUGGCACGGAGACCCUGUAGCAGCGCUGUGGAUAUGUGGGCGCUGGGAGUCAUCACUUAUAUCCUGCUGAGCGGCUCGCUGCCCUUCGACCAGAGCAGCCGACCGCGUCUCUUCAGGGCCAUUCUCAGAGGCAGCUACAGUUUCCAUGGUGAUCCAUGGAAAUCAGUAUCUACAUUGGCCAAAAGCUUCAUCGAUUGUCUCCUGACCCUUGAGCCCGAGCGCCGGAUGAACGCUGAGGAAACUCUUAAGCAUCCUUGGCUGGUCAGCAUGGCAGCCUGUUCCUCCAACAAGAACCUACACCGCUCCAUUUCCCGAAACCUCCAGCGGCGGGCGUCACGGGCCUCCUCUCGAAGCCCCAUCUCGGGCUCUUCUCCUGGGUCUCGGAUAUCGAUGAGGUCUGGGUCACGGUUAGGGGUCAGCGACAGGUCACAAUGCCUGAAGAUCACUGCUUAGCAAGUUCAAGGUUUGGCUUGUUAGCAUGGAUCCAUUAUUUUAUCCCACAGCGC